Eublepharis macularius is the source of this 5913-nucleotide messenger RNA. RefSeq names its product myosin heavy chain 15 (gene MYH15). Bases 19 to 5829 code for a protein of 1936 amino acids. The transcript has 42 exons. NCBI's taxonomy places the organism in Eukaryota, Metazoa, Chordata, Lepidosauria, Squamata, Eublepharidae. The record is from RefSeq and is a predicted model, not a curated record. Gene Ontology annotation, cellular component: myosin complex. Gene Ontology annotation, molecular function: cytoskeletal motor activity; ATP binding; actin filament binding.
AUCGGCUUUCUUGCCAAGAUGAUGGACAUGUCGGAAUUUGGGGAAGCUGCGUCCUUCCUCCGAAAAAGUGAGAAGGAGAUUAUGUUGAUGCAGACUGUGGCCUUUGACGGGAAGAAGAAAUGCUGGAUUCCAGAUGAUAAAAAAGCUUAUGUAGAAGCUGAGGUUAAAGAGAGCGGUGGUGGCAAAGUCACUGUUGAGACUACAGAUGGGAAGACAGUCACUGUGAAGGAAGAUGACGUUCAACAGAUGAACCCCCCAAAGUUUGACAUGAUUGAAGAUAUGGCUAUGCUGACCCACCUCAAUGAGGCAUCAGUGCUACACAACUUGUACAGACGCUACAGUAACUGGAUGAUCUAUACUUAUUCGGGUCUCUUCUGUGUGACUGUAAACCCCUACAAAUGGCUGCCAGUCUACAAGACAGAAGUUGUUGGGGCAUAUAAGGGCAAGAGGCGUUCAGAGGCUCCUCCUCACAUCUUCUCCAUUGCUGAUAAUGCAUACCAUGAUAUGCUGCGCAAUCGAGAGAAUCAGUCGAUGCUGAUCACUGGAGAAUCUGGUGCUGGCAAGACUGUGAACACAAAGCGUGUCAUUCAGUACUUUGCCACUGUAGCAGCAAUUGGGGAACCUGGGAAAAAGAAUCAACCAGCCACCAAGACUGGAGGGACCUUGGAAGAUCAAAUCAUCCAAGCGAACCCAGCCCUAGAGGCCUUUGGGAAUGCGAAAACCCUGCGAAAUGACAACUCCUCACGUUUUGGCAAAUUUAUCAGAAUCCAUUUUGGCACUACAGGCAAACUAUCAUCAGCUGAUAUUGAAAUAUAUCUGCUAGAAAAAUCCCGAGUAAUUUUCCAGCAACCAGGUGAGAGAGGCUACCACAUCUUCUACCAGAUCCUGUCAGGGAAAAAAGCAGAGCUACAAGAUAUGCUGCUGGUGUCCACAAACCCAUACGACUUCCACUUCUGCUCUCAGGGUGUAGUUACUGUUGACAAUUUGGACGAUGGGGAAGAGCUGAUGGCAACUGAUCAAGCCAUGGAUAUUUUGGGUUUUGUCGCAGAAGAAAAAUAUGGUGCCUACAAGCUCACUGGUGCCAUUAUGCACUUUGGAAACAUGAAAUUUAAGCAGCGCCCCAGAGAAGAACAGGCAGAGCCUGAUGGCACUGAAAGUGCUGAUAAAGCUGCAUACCUAAUGGGUGUUAAUUCUGCUGAUAUGCUUAAGGGUUUGAUGCACCCUAGAGUGAAAGUUGGAAAUGAGUAUGUCACCAAAGGUCAAAGUGUAGAACAGGUUACCUAUGCAGUUGGUGCUUUAUCUAAGGCAAUUUACGAUCGAAUGUUCAAAUGGCUAGUUACCCGUAUCAACAAGACCUUGGACACUAAGUUGCCAAGACAGUUCUUCAUUGGUGUAUUGGACAUUGCUGGCUUUGAAAUCUUUGAUUAUAACAGCUUUGAGCAACUUUGCAUCAAUUUCACAAAUGAAAAACUGCAACAGUUUUUCAAUCACCACAUGUUUGUCUUGGAGCAAGAAGAGUACAAAAAGGAAGGCAUUGAAUGGGAGUUCAUUGACUUUGGUUUGGAUUUGCAGGCCUGCAUUGAUCUCAUUGAAAAGCCCUUGGGCAUCUUGUCUAUCCUUGAAGAGGAAUGCAUGUUCCCAAAGGCUACAGACAUGACAUUCAAAGCCAAGCUCUACGACAAUCAUCUUGGCAAAUCACCCAACCUGCAGAAGCCCAGGCCUGAUAAGAAAAGGAAAUAUGAAGCUCACUUUGAGCUCCUGCAUUAUGCUGGAGUAGUUCCUUAUAACAUCAUUGGUUGGCUUGAGAAAAACAAAGAUCCUCUCAAUGAAACAGUGGUGGGCACUUUUCAAAAAUCUUCCAAUAAACUCCUGGCAAGCCUGUUUGAAACUUAUGUCAGUGCUGACAUUGAUCACAGUGGAGAGAAGAAACGGAAAAAGGGUGCUUCUUUCCAAACAGUGUCAUCAAUGCACAAGGAAAAUCUAAACAAACUAAUGACCAAUUUACGAUCCACGGCUCCUCAUUUUGUGCGUUGCAUUAUUCCCAAUGAAACGAAAACUCCAGGUGCAAUGGAUCCUUUCCUUGUCCUUCAUCAGCUUCGCUGUAAUGGGGUCUUGGAAGGAAUUCGUAUUUGCCGCAAGGGUUUUCCAAACAGGGUUGUCUAUGCUGACUUUAAACAAAGGUACCGUAUUCUGAAUCCUUCUGCAAUUCCAGAGGACAAGUUUGUGGACAGCAGAAAAGCUGCUGAAAAAUUACUUGGAUCUUUAGAUAUCGAUCAUAACCAGUACCGCUUUGGGCACACAAAGGUGUUUUUUAAGGCUGGCCUCUUGGGUCAUUUAGAGGAAAUGAGGGAUAUGAGAUUAGCAAAAAUUUUAACAUUAAUUCAAGCAAGAUCCCGCGGCAAACUGAUGCGCAUUGAAUUCCAGAAAAUCAUCGAGCGAAGAGAUGCACUUCUUGUGAUCCAGUGGAACAUCCGAGCUUUUAUGGUUGUGAAAAACUGGCCUUGGAUGAAGCUCUAUUUUAAGAUCAAGCCCCUGUUGAAGUCUGCAGAAACAGAGAAAGAAAUGGCCAAUAUGAAGGAGGAGUUCUUGAAACUAAAGGAGGCCUUGGAGAAGUCUGAAGCCAGAAGGAAAGAACUGGAAGAAAAGCAGGUCUCCCUAGUUCAGGAGAAGAACGACCUGCUCCUUCAGGUUCAAGCAGAGCAAGAUACCCUGGCAGAUGCCGAAGAACGAUGUGACUUACUGAUUAAAUCCAAGAUCCAGCUAGAGGCCAAAGUCAAAGAGCUGACUGAGCGGGUAGAAGAUGAAGAGGAGAUGAACUCAGAGUUGACAUCCAAGAAGAGAAAGCUGGAAGACGAAUGCUCUGAGCUGAAGAAAGACAUUGAUGACCUUGAAAUAACACUGGCAAAAGUCGAGAAAGAAAAACAUGCUACUGAAAAUAAGGUUAAAAAUUUGACAGAAGAAAUGGCAUCACUUGAUGAGACUAUUAGCAAGCUGACAAAAGAAAAGAAGUCCUUGCAGGAAGCUCACCAGCAGGCCCUGGAUGAUUUGCAAGUGGAGGAGGACAAAGUCAACACCCUGAGCAAAGCUAAAGUGAAAUUGGAACAGCAAGUAGAUGAUCUCGAGGGAUCUCUUGAACAAGAAAAGAAAGUGAGGAUGGAUCUGGAAAGAGCCAAACGCAAACUGGAAGGAGAUUUGAAGCUGACUCAAGAGAGUGUCAUGGAUUUGGAGAAUGAUAAGCUGCAAAUGGAUGAAAAGCUAAAGAAGAAGGAAUUUGAAAUCAGUCAGUUGAACUCAAAGAUUGAGGAUGAACAGGCCAUAGUGAUACAGCUCCAGAAGAAGAUAAAAGAACUUCAGGCCCGCAUAGAAGAGCUUGAAGAAGAGCUGGAAGCAGAAAGAGCUGCUCGAGCAAAAGUGGAAAAACAAAGAUCAGACUUGGCUCGAGAGCUGGAAGAACUAAGUGAGCGGCUAGAAGAGGCUGGAGGAGCCACAUCUGCACAGCUAGAGAUGAACAAAAAACGGGAGGCAGAGUUUCUGAAACUGAGGCGGGACCUUGAAGAAGCCACACUGCACUAUGAAGCCACUGCUGCCACACUGAGGAAGAAGCAUGCGGACAGCAUGGCAGAGCUUGGAGAGCAGGUGGACAAUCUGCAGAGGGUCAAACAAAAACUGGAGAAAGAGAAGAGCGAGCUGAAGCUGGAAGUGGAUGACCUGUCAUCCAAUAUGGAGCAGCUGGUUAAGGGAAAGGCAAAUGCCGAGAAACUCUGUCGCACUUUUGAAGACCAUCUGAAUGAGGCAAAAACAAAACUGGAUGAAAUGACUCGCCUGGUGAGUGACCUCACUACCCAGAAAGGAAAGCUGCAGGCUGAGAACGGUGAAUUUACAAGGCAACUGGAUGAGAAAGAGUCGCUUAUAAGCCAGUUUUCCAGAGGGAAGUUGUCCUUCACUCAACAAAUAGAUGAACUUAAAAGACAGCUUGAGGAAGAAACCAAGUCAAAGAAUGCUUUGGCCCAUGCCCUGCAAGCUGCCCGCCAUGAUUGUGACCUCCUGCGUGAACAGUUUGAGGAGGAGCAAGAAGCCAAAGCAGAGCUCCAGAGAGCACUCUCCAAGGGCAAUGCAGAAGUGGCACAGUGGAGAACUAAAUAUGAAACUGAUGCCAUCCAAAGGACAGAAGAGCUAGAAGAUGCCAAGAAAAAGUUAGCAGCUCGUCUCCAAGAGGCUGAGGAAGCCAUUGAGGCAGCCAAUGCUAAAUGCUCUUCUUUGGAGAAGACUAAGCACAGGCUACAGAAUGAGUUAGAGGACAUGAUGAUCGAUUUGGAAAAGGCCAACUCAGCAGCAGGAGCCCUGGACAAGAAGCAGCGCAAUUUUGACAAAAUCAUCACAGAGUGGAAGCAGAAGUAUGAGGAGUCCCAAGCAGAACUUGAAGGUGCCCAGAAGGAAGCCCGGAGCCUUAGCACAGAGUUAUUUAAGCUGAAGAAUGCCUACGAAGAGAGCCUGGACAAUCUGGAGACCUUAAAAAGGGAAAACAAGAAUCUGCAAGAGGAGAUUGCUGAUCUAACUGACCAAAUCAGUGAAGGAAAUAAGAGUCUUCAUGAGAUAGAGAAAAUGAAGAAACAGAUUGAACAAGAAAAAUCAGAAGUUCAGCUAGCCCUGGAAGAAGCGGAGGGGGCUCUUGAACAUGAAGAAAGCAAGACACUACGCUUUCAGCUGGAACUUUCCCAAAUUAAAGCAGACUUUGAAAGAAAAUUGGCAGAAAAAGAGGAGGAAAUUGAAAACUUCAGGAGAAACCAGCAACGUACCAUAGACACCUUGCAGUCCACUCUGGAUUCUGAAGCUAAGAGUAGGAAUGAGGCCAUUCGCCUAAAGAAGAAGAUGGAAGGAGACCUCAAUGAGAUGGAAAUCCAGCUCAGCCAUGCUAACCGGCAUGCUUCUGAGGCAUCAAAGACCACACGCAUCCUUCAGUCACAAAUAAAGGAUUUGCAAGUGCAGCUGGAUGAUACCAUGCAUCUAAAUGAAGACCUAAAAGAGCAAUUGGCAGUCACUGACCGGCGGAACAGCCUUCUCCAGUCUGAACUGGAUGAGCUGAGGGCUCUGCUAGACCAGACAGAGCGUGGCCGUAAACUAGCAGAACAAGAGCUGCUGGAAGCCACUGAACGUGUGAAUCUUCUACAUACUCAGAACACAAGCCUGAUCAAUCAGAAGAAGAAGCUGGAGGCAGAUCUCAGUCAGAUGCAAAGUGAAGUGGAGGAAGCCAUACAGGAGUGUAGGAAUGCUGAAGAAAAGGCCAAGAAAGCAAUCACUGAUGCAGCAAUGAUGGCUGAAGAGCUUAAAAAAGAGCAAGACACCAGCGCUCACUUGGAGCGAAUGAAAAAGAACAUGGAGCAGACCAUUAAAGAUCUCCAAAAAAGACUUGAUGAGGCAGAGCAAAUUGCUCUGAAGGGGGGCAAGAAGCAGAUUCAAAAGCUGGAAUCCAGGGUACGUGAGCUGGAAAAUGAACUAGAGGCAGAGGUCCGUCGUAAUACAGAAUCUCAGAAAGGAGUCCGCAAAUACGAGAGGCGUAUAAAAGAGUUGACUUACCAGGCAGAGGAAGACAAGAAGAACUUGACAAGGAUGCAGGAGCUGAUUGAUAAGCUGCAGCUGAAAGUGAAAAGCUAUAAACACCAAGCAGAAGAAGCUGAAUCACAAGCCAACCAGUACCUUGCAAAGUACCGGAAGCAGCAGCAUGAAUUGGAUGAUGCUGAAGAACGAGCUGAAAUUGCUGAAUCCCAGGUCAAUAAACUCAGGACCAAGUCAAGAGACAUUGGCAUGAAAAAGGUCCAUGAUGAGGAGUAAAAAUAUUGUGCCUGAUGUGUAACAAAAGGAUAGAAUAGCAAUGAUGAAGUUUAUUACUUUAGUCCAAAGCUGAGGCAGAAGAAA